Saccostrea echinata is the source of this 2656-nucleotide messenger RNA. Its product is annotated as casein kinase I. The transcript has a single exon. Gene Ontology annotation, cellular component: nucleus; cytoplasm. Gene Ontology annotation, molecular function: ATP binding; protein serine/threonine kinase activity. NCBI's taxonomy places the organism in Eukaryota, Metazoa, Mollusca, Bivalvia, Ostreida, Ostreidae. The record is from RefSeq and is a predicted model, not a curated record. Gene Ontology annotation, biological process: signal transduction; negative regulation of canonical Wnt signaling pathway; peptidyl-serine phosphorylation. Bases 150 to 1124 code for a protein of 324 amino acids.
AAUUGGAAUUGUGGGUAAUCUAUUGCGACGACAACGACAAGCCCUCUCAAAAUGGCAACCGAGCCAAACUAAAAGAUUACCAUAUUUUGGGACAAAAAUUCUUCCCAUUUUCAAGACUUUGUAAUAGAAGUAUUGUGAUAAAUUUCUUCAUGAUGGAAAGCGCUGGCGGAUCAAAUCAGAAAAGCGAGUUCCUGGUAGGAGGAAAGUAUCGUUUGGUAAGAAAAAUAGGCAGUGGGUCUUUUGGAGACAUUUAUCUUGGUAUCAACAUAACAAACGGAGAAGAGGUAGCUGUAAAGCUUGAAUCAACAAAAGCUCGACACCCCCAAUUACUGUAUGAAAGUAAACUCUAUAAGAUUCUUCAGGGUGGUGUGGGAAUUCCUCAUAUUCGUUGGUAUGGGCAAGAAAAAGAUUACAAUAUCCUUGUGAUGGAUCUCUUGGGGCCAAGUCUUGAAGACCUUUUCAACUUCUGUUCUCGAAGAUUCACAAUGAAAACCGUUUUAAUGCUUGCUGAUCAAAUGAUAGGCCGAAUUGAGUAUGUCCACAACAAGAAUUUCAUCCACAGGGAUAUCAAGCCUGACAACUUUCUCAUGGGAAUAGGUCGCCAUUGCAACAAGGUUUUCCUUAUUGACUUUGGAUUGGCCAAAAAGUACAGAGAUAGCCGAACACGCACCCACAUCGCGUACAGAGAAGACAAAAAUCUCACUGGAACUGCCCGGUAUGCAAGUAUCAAUGCACAUUUAGGAAUUGAACAAAGCCGAAGAGAUGACAUGGAAUCCCUUGGAUACGUUUUGAUGUACUUCAACCGUGGAAGUUUACCAUGGCAAGGACUUAAAGCCAACACAAAGAAACAAAAGUAUGAAAAAAUCAGUGAGAAAAAGAUGUCCACACCUGUAGAAGUUCUGUGCAAAGGUUUCCCUGCAGAGUUUGCCAUGUAUCUAAACUAUUGCCGUGGACUGCGCUUUGAAGAGGCUCCUGAUUACAUGUACCUGCGGCAACUAUUCCGAAUUCUCUUCCGAACCCUGAAUUAUCAGUAUGAUUACACAUUUGACUGGACAAUGUUGAAACAAAAAGCAGCACAAGUUGCUCAGUCAACAGCAACAGCAGCUGCCACUGCAGGCCGCUAAAGUAACACAUGAUGAGAAAAAGAAUUCUUGAAUGAAUUAAGAAAAUUUAUGUGAUAGAAUGAACAGAAUGCUCAUGAUAUUCAAGCAUGUCUGAUAAAGUUGAAAAGUUCAUUUGGAAAAUCUGUAUUCUCUUUUUCAACUAGUUUUAUGUUAGUAUGGAAAAAGUAACAUAUAGUGGAAGAUAGAGAUAUUUUGGUUGAAAAAGAUAAUGGACAGGUGUUGGAAAGUCAAGAUCUGUAACAGUGUAUGAAUGUUGGGUGAUAUUUGUGUUAAUUUGGCAACAUGAUAGUUGUAAAAAGCUUUGAGCUUUUUAAUAUUAGAGCUUAUGCUGGAAAAUUCCUGCAGAUGCUUUCUUUGUUUUUAACUAACUUUUAAUAUUAUUAAGAUUGUAUUAGUCAUGACAAUGUUUUCCCCCUCUCGUAAUUUAUUAAAGAAUUAACAGUAACUGCAAAAACUUAACCUUUCUGGGAAGCAUUGUUGUUUACAAUUUAUCAAAUUUUGAAAUUAAACUGGACAACCAAAGUUUUUGCAAUGAAAUAUAUGAUUUUUAUUUUGAUCAUGAUGGUACACUAAUAAUUCAUUGUAUCAGCUAGAAAAAAUUGUGUACAUUGACAGAAAAUUUAAUUCCUUGUUGUACAUGUAUUAAUAUUAUUAUGUAAAUAAGAAUUUCCUUGUCUUUGUAUAACAAUAUCUUAAUUUACAAUAAUUGCUUUUUUUAUCUGUCAAAAGUUUGGUUUGAAGUGGACUGUUCAAAAAGUGUCAAUGUCAUGUGGUAUUGAAAUAUUUUUUAUGUAAUAUAUUCAUUUGUUUGGAUAUGCAUCAAAACAUUAGCAGGAUAAGAUUUGUGCAAAUUGUUUUCUUCUUUUUUUUCUGAUGUGGUAAAAUGAUCAUUAUGCUAUAUGUAACACAUGCUAUAUUUGUUAUAGGGAUCUCUGUAGAGGAGAGAGAGAGAAAGAGAGAAAAAGAAGUGAAUGAGUGAGAGAUUUAGUAGUGUGUAUGCUAUAUUUAAAGGGUCUUAAACACUGUUAUUCCUUUUUUUUAUUUGUUGAACAAGUCAAAAUCAUAUAACAUUUGUUGUGAUUAUAUUUAUUGAAAAACUAACAGCUGCAGUACAAUAUUUAGUUGUCAGCACCCACAAGUAGGAGAGGCAUUUGAUGUAGUUUUGUAUUGUACUAUAGUAGAUAUCUGACAAAGUUUCAUUCAUACUUGGCAAAAGCAACUUGUUUUCCAUAACACUUUUUUCAAAGUAGGCUGACUGUAAUUUUUGUUUUCUUUUUUUUAACACAAGAAUGAUGCAUUUUGUAACUAAGCCCUUAGUAUCCUCAAUGAUUUUAAUAUAAUCACUGUUUUUUAUAAUUUGUAAGUAUUGUAGUACUUCAUCAAAAUCUGGAGUUUUAAUUUAUAUGUCAUCUGUCUGUUACUGGUUGUAUGGAGAGUCAAAGUGAAAUUGAAUGUAUUAAAUUAACUAGAAGUCAGAACACAAAUGUAAUGUUUGAGAUAUCAGAGUCCAAUAAAAUCCUCUGUGUGGUGAA